GCCCUACGUCAACAGCGCUGGCCCGGCGGCCUGGCUUUACCCCUACGCAGCUGACGUAACGUCGUCUUGCGGGACGUGGACGGAAGAAAAAAGAGUAAGCCGGCGCCAAAAUCGUCCCCGCGUGGACUGCUGGCUGGGGAGUGAGGCCGGGCGCGGCAGCAGGGGGUCAGGUACUUUGAUCAGUGACCGCAUUACAACAUGUUGAGUCAAGUCUGCUGCUCUGGCUUCCAGCUCCUCAGGCACCGUCUGCUGCCCUGGGCCCAGCCCACAGCUCCCUCCAGACUGCGUACAGAUCGUGUCCAGCCUUCAGCCAUCAGAAAUGUCCGUUCCUGGAGCAACAUCCCCUUCAUCACUGUGCCCCUCAGCCGCACACACGGCAAGCCCUUUGCCCACCGCAGUGAGCUGAAACAUGCCAAGAGAAUCGUGGUGAAACUUGGGAGUGCCGUGGUGACCCGAGGUGAUGAAUGUGGCCUGGCACUGGGGCGCCUGGCAUCUAUUGUUGAGCAGGUGUCAGUGCUACAGAAUCAAGGCCGAGAGAUGAUGCUGGUAACCAGUGGAGCUGUAGCUUUUGGCAAGCAGCGCUUGCGCCACGAGAUCCUUCUGUCCCAGAGCGUGCGGCAGGCCCUGCACUCAGGGCAGAACCAGCUGAAAGAGAUGGCAAUUCCUGUCUUAGAAGCCCGAGCCUGUGCAGCCGCAGGACAGAGUGGACUGAUGGCCCUGUAUGAAGCCAUGUUUACCCAGUACAGCAUCUGUGCUGCCCAGAUUUUGGUGACCAAUUUGGAUUUCCAUGAUGAACAGAAGCGCCGGAACCUCAAUGGGACACUUCAUGAGCUCCUCCGAAUGAACAUCGUCCCCAUUGUCAACACAAAUGAUGCUGUUGUCCCUCCAGCUGAGCCCAAUAGUGAUCUCCAGGGGGUAAAUGUUAUUAGUGUUAAAGAUAAUGAUAGCCUGGCUGCCCGACUGGCUGUGGAAAUGAAAACGGACCUCUUGAUUAUUCUUUCAGAUGUAGAAGGCCUCUUUGACAGCCCCCCAGGGUCAGACGAUGCAAAGCUCAUUGAUAUAUUCUAUCCCGGAGAUCAGCAGUCUGUGACAUUCGGAACCAAGUCGAGAGUGGGCAUGGGGGGCAUGGAAGCCAAGGUGAAAGCGGCCCUCUGGGCUUUGCAAGGUGGCACUUCGGUGGUUAUUGCCAAUGGAACUCACCCUAAAGUGUCGGGGCACGUCAUCACGGACAUCGUAGAGGGAAAGAAAGUUGGCACCUUCUUUUCUGAAGUAAAGCCUGCAGGCCCUACGGUGGAGCAGCAGGGAGAAAUGGCCCGAUCGGGAGGAAGGACGUUGGCCACUUUGGAACCAGAGCAGAGAGCGGAGAUUAUCCAUCAUCUGGCUGAUCUGUUGACCGACCAGCGAGAUGAGAUCCUGUUAGCCAACAAAAAAGACUUGGAGGAGGCAGAGGGGAGACUGGCAGCUCCCCUGCUGAAACGUCUGAGCCUCUCCACGUCUAAACUGAACAGCCUGGCCAUCGGUCUGCGGCAGAUUGCCGCCUCCUCACAGGACAGUGUGGGGCGCGUUUUGCGCCGGACCCGGAUUGCCAAAAACUUGGAACUAGAACAAGUGACUGUCCCAAUCGGAGUUCUGCUGGUCAUCUUUGAGUCUCGCCCUGACUGUCUACCUCAGGUGGCAGCCUUGGCUAUUGCAAGUGGUAAUGGCUUGUUACUCAAAGGAGGGAAGGAGGCUGCACACAGCAACCGGAUUCUUCACCUGCUGACCCAGGAGGCCCUCUCAAUCCAUGGCGUCAAGGAGGCAGUACAGCUGGUGAACACCAGAGAAGAGGUGGAAGAUCUUUGCCGACUAGACAAAAUCAUAGAUCUGAUCAUCCCACGUGGCUCUUCCCAGCUGGUCAGAGACAUCCAGAAAGCCUCAAAGGGGAUCCCGGUGAUGGGGCACAGUGAAGGGAUCUGCCACAUGUAUGUGGAUUCCGAGGCCAGUGUCGAUAAAGCAUCCAGACUAGUCAGAGACUCUAAAUGUGAAUAUCCAGCUGCCUGUAACGCUUUGGAGACCCUUCUAAUCCACCGAGACCUGCUGAGAACACCGCUGUUUGACCAGAUCAUUGACAUGCUGAGAGUGGAGCAGGUGAAAAUUCACGCGGGCCCCAAGUUCGCCUCCUAUCUGACCUUCAGCCCCUCUGAGGUGAAGUCCCUCCGGACUGAGUACGGGGACCUGGAAUUGUGCAUUGAAGUGGUGGACAGCGUCCAGGAUGCCAUCGACCACAUCCACAAGUACGGCAGCUCCCACACGGACGUCAUCGUCACAGAGAACGAGAAAACAGCAGAGUUCUUUCUCCAGCACAUAGAUAGCGCCUGUGUAUUCUGGAACGCCAGCACUCGCUUCUCUGAUGGCUACCGCUUCGGACUGGGAGCUGAGGUGGGAAUCAGCACCUCGAGAAUCCACGCACGGGGACCAGUAGGACUUGAGGGACUGCUGACUACUAAGUGGCUGCUGCGAGGGCAGGACCACGUGGUCUCAGACUUCUCAGAGCAUGGAAGUUUAAAAUACCUUCACGAGAACCUCCCUGUUCCUCAGAGAAACACCAACUGAAAGCACUCGGAGAAGAGCCAGAACGUUCCAGAACAUCUUCACAGUCAGACUUGUCUUAAGAAUCUCAGGGGAUGAGCCCGGUAUUGUCUCCCGCAUCCUGGAAGGGUCUUCCUGGUGGAAGGAGCACCGGGGCUUCUGGGCUCAGUUUGGCAACAUCAGUCUUGGCUAAUGACCUGUGAUCCAGCUCACUGCUUUCUUUUUUCCUUCUCAUUUUUUAAGUUAAGAAAUAAUUGUUAUGGCUAGGGACUUAGCUAACUGCUCCAGGCAGGGACUUUGCUUGGUACGGUCCAAUUUUCUGCAGUAACAGAAACAGAAUGGUGUGGUUUCCCCACAUAAGAGGCGACAGAAAAACCAGGACCACUUCUCACCUUAUCGCCUCAGUGAGGUACGGUCUCCCUUGGCAUUUGCCUGCAUGAGAGCCGGCCACACCCAGGGAGUCUUUCCACAUUCCAUUUCCUUUACACUCGCAGUCCUCUCUGGAAAGGAAAGGUUUGGAACUUAGAAGAGGGUCAGCCCUUUUAGCAUUCGAAUCAAAAACAAUCACAAAAAUGGACCUAACCCAUUCCACUGGGAAGGUUAAUCUUCUGUAUUUAUCUGCGGAGCAAAUGUAAAUAAGCAUUCCAGACACUGGCAGCCUCUCCGGGGCCUGGAGGCUUCCCAUGAUGCUUCGGAACCGGAGCUGCAGACAGGAGUUGCGCAUUUCAGGAUGAAGUAUCUACAACAAUUAUGCUUGAAAUUUUUAUAUGAAUUAUUAUAUCAUCCUUUUCUUUCCCUCCAAAAUAAAAUUAGAGGAUUAUUUUAGUACUUUGGAUUCUUCCCUCGUUUUGAGAAAUAAAGUUCUUAUGAAAAGCC
Messenger RNA from Phyllostomus discolor (pale spear-nosed bat), 3444 nucleotides. RefSeq names its product aldehyde dehydrogenase 18 family member A1 (gene ALDH18A1). Gene Ontology annotation, cellular component: mitochondrion; cytoplasm. The transcript has 18 exons. The coding region runs from base 199 to 2592 and encodes 797 amino acids. The record is from RefSeq and is a predicted model, not a curated record. NCBI's taxonomy places the organism in Eukaryota, Metazoa, Chordata, Mammalia, Chiroptera, Phyllostomidae. Gene Ontology annotation, molecular function: glutamate 5-kinase activity; ATP binding; glutamate-5-semialdehyde dehydrogenase (NADP+) activity.